Molecule: messenger RNA, 1761 nt
Organism: Cryptococcus amylolentus CBS 6039
Lineage: Eukaryota; Fungi; Basidiomycota; Tremellomycetes; Tremellales; Cryptococcaceae
Exons: 5
Coding region: 1-1761 (586 amino acids)
Molecular function (GO): protein binding
Source: RefSeq, a predicted model, not a curated record
AUGUCUCUACCAGGUGCGACCCUCGACCCCCUACUCCGCCUCGACCCGUCCAUCACGCUGGAGAUCCUGUAUCUCCUGCCCCUUCACGACCUCAUCUCCUGCCACCUAGUCUCCAAACCUUGGAAGACUGUCAUAGACAGCUACUCUACAUCGAUAUACCGCAACCUCUCCCUAUCCAUCCUCAACUCCAAGAGGUAUAAUCGCCUCAAAGCAGCGGCGGAUGCUCCUAAAACGACCAGAAUCUCAUCGAGCGAUGCGUUGGUAGGAGGCCUCAAGGUAGACUGGAAAGCAGCAGUGAAGAAGGCGGUGAUGGAAGAGAAGAAUUGGAAAUACGGUCGAGCAACGACGAAAUGGCUGACUCCCGGCAGUAACGCCGUUUGGAGGCAAAAGAUUGACCCGGAAGAACAAGUCCUCUACACCGUUUCCCGUAUUGGCGGAAUCCAAGCCCACACUCUAGCUGCUCCCUACACACCUCUCUUUGAAUACGUCGACACCGCUGCUUACGCCCACCUCGAAUUCACCAAAGGUUACUUGAUCUUCAAUAUUGAGAACCACUUUGAAGUUCACCUCACUCCGCCAGCAUUGGCGAGACUAUCCCCAGAGGAGAAGGAAAGAAUCCCGAAUGUGGAAGAGUCUGCGACUUAUGGAGAUGGGUGGUCGCAUACAGAAAAGCGGCCUUGGCAAUUACAAGAUGGGGAGACGCUGAGGGGGCAUUUGACAUACUACCGGUCCAUCAGCACCCCCACCGACUGCUUCGCAUUCCGGGCUCGAACAAAUCGAGAGGGUACGGACAAAGAACGCCCCGUCGUUGGUUUCGCCGGGGCCACGCAUGCGUACAUCUAUGAUCUGGCCAAUGACGGCUAUGUGGAGAGCUACUCGCUUGCUGGUGACUUUAUGAACCAGGAUGUCAAUUACAUUGAAUUCGACGACGAUUUCCUAUUCGUCUGCAGCGACAAUGACAUGCGCACCUUCUCUCGCCACACCCACAAAGCUCUUUCGACUUUCCCCGAGAUAUCCCUGGAGCAACCUCUCCACGUAUUUUAUGGUCUCUUCCCAAAUGAAGGAAAGACUGCCUUGCCGAUCCGGACGCCCAGUGGACCGGGUGAGAAGCAAGCGAGGGCAGAAUUGGUCUGGCUCGACGGCUGGUGGAUCGGGGAUUCGGACUCUGAAAACAGUCGGAUACAAAGACAUGAUUCACUGUUCAAUAUUGAUCAACGGUUUAACGCUUGCCACUAUACCUCUCAAGACCUUUUCUGCGCGAACAUUUCCGGCAUUCUCUACGUCCUCCGUUCUUACCGAGAAGUGCUUUCUAUCUCUGAUCCUGAGAAAAGGCAGGAGGCGAUCAUGAGGCACCUACUGCUUCUCGAUGUUACGGGUGAUCUUGAAACUGGAGAGCGCGGGGAGGAGCAAACACUGAACCAGUUGGCGACUUGCGGGGAGAAGGUAGUCUUCAACACUAAUGAAAAAGUCUACGUGCUCGACGCUGCAUCUCUACCCGCCCCGCCCUACGACCCGCCCACUGCGUCCACACCCUCAGCACCCUGCCCCAAAAUUCGCCUCUUAUCCCUGCUCGACGUCCACGAACACGGCCUCCGCCAUUCCUCUUCGCUCCAGAUGGACGAUACCACCAUCUAUCUCGUCUAUUGGGCGCAGGAACGUGCAAGAAAUGGGGGAGAGGAGAUUGAUAUUUACGAGGCGCAGUUAACGACAGACGACUUGGGGAUGUGCGUGAAGGCUUGGGAUUUUGGAUGGGAGGAGUGA